AGAGUUUUUAAUAAAAAAUAUUUUUACAAAAAUCUUUGUAUGAAAUGAAGAUAGAAAAUGAAAAUGAAAAUUACAAAGAGGAAUUGAAAGAACCGGAGGAAGAAGUAGAAUAUUUGGAUAGAAAGAGAAAAUUAAAAGAAAUAUUGAAAAGAUGUAAAUAUGUUGAAAAGCCGAAUAAAAAUAAGUCAAGAAAUGUAGAUAAUUCGAAUAAAUUGAUAAAAGAAGAGUUAUUAUUUGAAAGAUUAGUGAAAGAAAAAGAAUUUAAUCAAAAUAAUUUAUUAUCAUGUAAAGUAAUUAGUAAUGAAUCGACGAAUAGCCAUGAUAAAAGAAAACGAAGACCUAAACGAUCAUAUGUAGGACCAGAAUAUUAUUCACAUCUUCCAUCAGGAGUUCCUGAUGUUCUUAAAGAAAAUCUAAUUGUUAUGUUUAUUGGACUGAACCCAGGAAUAGCCACGGUAAAAGCAGGACAUGCAUUUGCAGGACCAACGAAUCUUUUUUGGAAAUUAUUACAUUCUUCCCGAAUAGUUUGUACAGAAACUAGACUUCGACCUGAGGAUGAUGUGAAACUUACAAAAUGGGAUGUUGGAAUCACAAAUUUAGUAUCAAGACCGACUGCAAGUUCUAAUGAAUUAAGUAAAGAAGAAAUGAUUGAAAGUGUUCCAAUUUUAGAAAAAAAAAUUAUAACCUUUUAUCCAUUAUCAGUUUGUAUUGUUGGAAAAGGAAUAUAUGAAGCCAUAUAUAAAUAUAAAACAGGAAAGUCUUUAAGUAAACCUUUUAAAUGGGGUUGGCAACCGCAAAGAGUUGGUAAAUCGGAAAAUUAUGAAGGAGCGUUAGUAUAUGUUGUGCCCAGUACAUCAGGAAGAGAAGCCAGUUAUUCUAGAGAGAUGAAAGAACAUUAUUGGAACAUUUUAGGUGAAUGGGUUGAGCUGAAACGUAAAGAAAGACAGAACCUCGAUAAUACACUUAAAUAAAUUGUCAAAAAUGUAUCAUCAAAUGAAAGCCGUAAAAUGUUAAUA
Molecule: messenger RNA, 1016 nt
Organism: Pneumocystis carinii B80
Lineage: Eukaryota; Fungi; Ascomycota; Pneumocystomycetes; Pneumocystales; Pneumocystaceae
Exons: 2
Coding region: 45-971 (308 amino acids)
Biological process (GO): base-excision repair, AP site formation
Molecular function (GO): mismatch base pair DNA N-glycosylase activity
Source: RefSeq, a predicted model, not a curated record